CAUGUCCGAAACACCACGUGACGUGGCGGUCAUGAUAAACUGCUGCUGAUAUCGCAGUUAAACUUUCAAGCUUUCGUAUCUCGCUUCGCUCUUCUCUACUUACAUUGUAUGAGUUUUCCUUAAAAACAAAAGAAACCCGACGAAACUCAUUCGAAGAAUGGCGGCAACUACUUCCAUGGUUACUUCAUUAACCUUCACAAUUCCUUCGCUAGGGCUUCGCCUACCCACUCGUAGCUACCCAUGUCUAAAACCCCAGAGACGUUUAGUGAGGAAGGCUGCUUCAAAUGUUAUAACGGCAACAUAUGAGUUGAAGGCACCUCCAUAUCCCUUGAAUGCAUUGGAACCCCAUAUGAGCCGAGAAACCCUGGCGUAUCAUUGGGGAAAACAUCACAGAACCUAUGUGGAGAACCUAAACAAGCAAGUUGUAGGAACAGAUCUAGAAGGGUUGUCUUUGGAAGACAUUAUCAUUGUUACAUACAACAAGGGUGAUAUACUCCCUGCAUUCAACAAUGCUGCACAGGCCUGGAACCAUGAUUUUUUCUGGGAAUCAAUGAAACCAGGUGGUGGAGGAAAGCCAUCUGGGGAUCUUCUAGAUCUGAUCGAAAGAGAUUUUGGUUCAUUUGAAAGAUUCAUUGAAGAGUUUAAGGCCGCUGCAGCUACUCAGUUUGGUUCUGGCUGGGCUUGGCUUGCAUACAAAGCAAAUAGGCUUGAUGUGGAAAAUGCAGUAAAUCCUUGGCCAUCAGAGAAGGAUAAAGAGCUUGUAAUAGUGAAAAGUCCAAAUGCUGUGAAUCCCCUUGUUUGGGACUACUUUCCACUCCUCACUAUUGAUGUCUGGGAGCAUGCUUAUUACCUUGACUUUCAGAAUCGACGACCAGAUUAUAUAUCAGUGUUCAUGGAGAAGCUUGUAUCUUGGGAAACAGUUAAUACUAGACUUGAAAAAGCAAAGGCUCGAGCUGCCGAGAGGGAAAUGGAGGAAGAGAGGAGGAGAAAAGAAGAAGAAGAGGGCAAACCGACUAAUGAAGAAGAAGAUGAUGAUGAUUUAGAGAUGUACGUAGAUAAUGACAAUGAUGAUUCAGAGGCUGAAUGAAUUUAACAUACAACAAUGGUAUUAGGACACCAUAAUAAUUUACAUACCAGCACGUUGUGAACUGUUGCUCCGAUGCUAUUCCUAUCUUAUCAGAGAAUUCCUCGAAGAGAAAAGACCUUGAAGAUCCGAAGCCAUUGAAGUUCCAGUGGUAGGGGGUCCAAAAACAUCCCAAAACCGAAGAGUCUCAUCUGCCACAGCCGAUACAACAGUUACUCCAUCAGGGCUCUACAACAGGAAAAUACAAGAAACUUCAAAUUUCUUUUCAUGCAAAUUUCCUACUGGAUUCUUAAAAGUUUGAAUAGUUAAAAACCUGGCAUAGGUUGAUAAUUCGGGGCUCAUGGUUCCCAAACUCCCCCACUUUUGUCAUCGAAGGGUACUUCCAGAGGCAUAGUUUGUUUUGAUCCUCCCCUGUGCUGUAUCCAUGGCUACUCAAUAUCUCCCUGUGAUGUCUGUUCCAUUCCAGUCCAGAAAUCUGCUCAUUUUACAGAAAAUUACUAAUAGUUGAAUAAAAGAACCGAAUAAUGCA
This is a messenger RNA of Gossypium raimondii (Peruvian cotton), 1613 nucleotides long. Its product is annotated as superoxide dismutase [Fe], chloroplastic. Gene Ontology annotation, cellular component: chloroplast nucleoid. Gene Ontology annotation, molecular function: superoxide dismutase activity; metal ion binding. Gene Ontology annotation, biological process: superoxide metabolic process. The transcript is spliced from 10 exons. The record is from RefSeq and is a predicted model, not a curated record. Lineage: Eukaryota; Viridiplantae; Streptophyta; Magnoliopsida; Malvales; Malvaceae. The coding region runs from base 158 to 1087 and encodes 309 amino acids.